Molecule: messenger RNA, 570 nt
Organism: Rhagoletis zephyria (snowberry fruit fly)
Lineage: Eukaryota; Metazoa; Arthropoda; Insecta; Diptera; Tephritidae
Gene: Crz
Product: Corazonin
Biological process (GO): positive regulation of heart contraction
Molecular function (GO): corazonin receptor binding
Source: RefSeq, a predicted model, not a curated record
CACGAUGCUCAAAUUAUUCCUUUCAUUGGUUGUUCUUUGCUUCGUGGCAACUUCAUUUGGUCAAACAUUUCAAUACUCCCACGGUUGGACCAAUGGCAAGCGGGCACUCAGCACACACAGGGAUGUCGAUAUUUCCGAAAUGCUCGGUGUUCAACAAGACGGUGAUCGCAGGCUGGAAAGGUGUCUUAUGCAGCUGCAACAUAUACUCCGCAAUCCCCUGCAAAUUCGUGCCGGCGUACAAGCAUUGACUCCAACAAACAACAAUGCCAACAAAAACCCAUUUGGAAAUCAUCAUCAAUCAAAUGAACUUUACGAAGAAUUGAAUGCUGCUGAAGCGAACGAUUAUGGAAAUCAUUAAAUCGUGAUUAUGGCCGAAUUAAUAUUAAAAUGAAAUAAAUGACUCGAUCCAAAAUUAUUAGUAGGCAUCUACAUUUAACGCAAAAAAUGGAGUUCUAUUGACCUUGCUCAGUUAUUUAUUGUAAAUAUAAAUAAGUAUGUAUGUAGGAUUUCGAAAAUAUGUAUAUGUAUAUCUAUUGUUAUUUACGCUUAUAGCGCUCUUAAAUAAAUUUG